Fimicolochytrium jonesii is the source of this 2071-nucleotide messenger RNA. Its product is annotated as Alpha/Beta hydrolase protein. Gene Ontology annotation, biological process: proteolysis. Gene Ontology annotation, cellular component: fungal-type vacuole. The record is from RefSeq and is a predicted model, not a curated record. The transcript is spliced from 7 exons. Bases 276 to 1757 code for a protein of 493 amino acids. Lineage: Eukaryota; Fungi; Chytridiomycota; Chytridiomycetes; Spizellomycetales; Powellomycetaceae. Gene Ontology annotation, molecular function: serine-type carboxypeptidase activity.
CCUUCAUGGGUGGGGGUGGGGAGUCUGGGGACGAACAGGGGGCGCCCGGUUGAGUCAUGACCAUCGGCACUGGGUGUUGCUGAGGGACUUCCCCCAAUUGCCAAGGCUUGCACAUAUAAACAGACCUGGGCGGAACACCAUCCCCCCAACUGUACCAUCGGAAUCUUCCUCCCGCUCCAUCACUUCCACUCAUUACCGACCACCCAGGGUCGUCACGCUUUACCGCCCCCUUCCUCAUCUUCACUUUUCCUUAAACUCAAACUCAUAACUCCGAGAUGAGGUUCGCCGCGUUGAUCACGUUGGCGACGGCCUCGCUCGUCACUGCUCUCCCGUCCAACUGGAAGCAUCUGUUCCACAAGCAGUUCUCGUCUGGCUCCCAGCUCGCACUGGAUCGCCCUGGCCAGGACACUGUGAAUGCGUGGAACAUCCAUACCCUUGCGGAGUUUCCCAACUACACCCUUCGCGUGAAGGAGGAGGUUCGCCUUUGUGACCCUGACGUGAAGCAGUAUGUCGGCUACGUUGACGUCGCUGGAAAGUCCGAUGACAAGCACUUCUUCUUCUGGUUCUUCGAGUCGCGUCGUGAUCCUGCCAAGGAUCCCUUUGUUUUGUGGUUGAACGGCGGUCCAGGAUGCUCAUCUAUGACCGGUCUCUUCAUGGAGCUUGGCCCAUGCCGAGUGGAUACUGGAGGCAAUGGCACCACAAACAACCCCGAUUCCUGGAACAACGAGGCCAAUUUGGUUUUCCUGGAUCAACCGAUCAAUGUUGGCUUCUCUUACACGGAUGGUGGAGACGAAGUGACCAACACGAUUGAUGCCGCCGACGAUGUCUACGCUUUCCUCCAACUAUUCCUGUCCAAGUACAACAAGUACAAGGACCUCGACUUCCACGUGACUGGUGAAUCUUACGCUGGACACUACGUCCCGGCCAUCGGCGCCAAGAUCGCUGAGGAGAACGAGGGUUUAAAGGGCAAGGGCAAGAAAACUGAGAAAUUGGAAAUCAAGCUCAAAGGAUUGGCUAUCGGCAACGGUUUGACCGACCCCUUGAACCAAUACGAGGCGUACGCUGACAUGGCCGCUGAUGACAAAUACGGCCCUAUCUUGGACGAAUCCGACAUCGAAAGCAUGCGUUCCAAAUGGCCAACCUGCAAGUCCCUCAUCAACUCGUGUUACAAGUACAACACCGCUCUUACUUGCGUUCCCGGAGCGAUUUACUGCAACAACGCCAUGAUCCAGCCCUUCCAGAAGACUGGCCUCAACAUCUACGACAUUCGUCACAAGUGCGACCCCAGCAACCCUCUUUGCUACUCCAUCCUUACGGACAUUGAGUCCUACCUCAACCGGCCCGACAUCCAGGAAAUCCUUCAGGUCGACAGGCAAUUCGAAGGAUGCAAGCAGAACAUCAACAUGCGUUUCAUGAUGGCUGGCGACUGGAUGCGUCCUUUCGUCCGCGUGAUCCCUCCUUUGCUCGCCAAGGGUAUCAAGGUCCUGAUCUACGCCGGUGAUGCCGACUUCAUUUGUAACUGGAUCGGAAACAAGGAUUGGGCUCUCGCGUUGGAGUGGGAUGGCGCCGAGGAGUUCCAGAAGGCCAAGGACAUUCCUUGGAUUUCCAAGUCGUCUGGAAAGCAGGCUGGUGAGAUCAGGACCCACGAUGGUUUCACCUUCCUUCGCGUGUACGAGGCUGGUCACAUGGUUCCCUACGACCAACCCAAGCACAGUAGCGAAAUGAUCAACACCUUCAUCAAGAUCGCCAAGAAAUGAAGGGUUGUAGUUGGUGGAUAGGGACAAUGUGUCGCAGAAGCCAAGUUACUCUGAUUAUACCGGUUUGUGUGUCGCACGAGGCACGAGCGGAGACCGCCCUGUCAUGUAGUCUGGACUUCUUCGAUCACGGGGAGGGGAUUGUACGGCAGGACAUUCUCCCAUUGUCUUGUAUUUGUGUUUCUGUAUCAAGGUGUUUCAUAGGUUUAUCCCAAAUCAGAUUCCUUUACUUUCUUGCGUGUGAACCGAAGACCGCCAGACUGGAUGGACGGAAAGUGAAGAGAGCUCAACGCUUGUUGCAGGAGACAUGAAACCGG